AUAAAAGCCAACGACACGGAGCAAAUCCAUCCAGACGUUCAGCAGGACACAUUCCGCUCUCGACUUUGCCAUCAAUCUCGGCAUCGAAACAGCAUCCAGAAAAAUGCAGCUUUUGUUUUCCAGCAUAUUGGUAUUGGCUGUAGCAGCUUGUGCGUACGCUGAAGCCGGAAAGGAUUCCGGAAACGACGAAUUAGAAAAGAACUUCCGCGCUGGGGGUCCGGAGCCUUCCUAUGACGUCAAGGAACGAAAAAAUGAAGGCCGUUUCAUUUUCAAAACUGUGUCGGUAACUCUUCAGACGUCGACUGUUACCUCAACUUCGACUGAAGUAUCGACAUGCACGACAUCAACGGCUGGUCUUUCCGUUUGCACAGCAUCCGGACGACGUCGUCGUGGUCUCCAUCUCAGCGGGAACAAGGAAGGCCGUGGACUGUUUUAUAACGAAAACGAAGAGGAAAGCGAAGAUGGCAACGUGUUCCUACCAUCUGUUGACAAGGUUGAGGACACACCUGUUCAAUCUGAGGCUACUCGUGAAGCCAAAGAAAGCUCUGUUGACGUUGUUCCAUUCGUUGUCCAACCUGGAUUUGAUGCUCCUGCUGGCCAGGGUCGCGUAUAUUUAGCUUUUCGCACGUCAACGAUCACGACCACCUCUACAACUACGCGCACUACCACACUGACUGCUAUUUGCAUCAGCACCACGGGAUUCCAGGUGUGCGGAUCCCAGGGCAAAUAAAUUUGUGCGCAAAUGCCUUGAAAUUUCCCUGCUUAUUUUUGACUUUCUGCUCCCUAUAUUAUCUGGUACAAACUUUGUUCCCCAUCCAGCCUCUUCUCGAAAGCAAACGAGUUCCCAAAUAGGAUCAAUCGACAAAGUAUAUUUAAACUCAUCAAAGAGUUCUAUGAAUAAUAUGUUAUUUUAUGUCGUCGGUCACUCUUUUUGCUGGUAAUGAAACCUCGCUAUGCCAUGGAAGACUGAAUACACUUUAAUGCAUCUAG
Molecule: messenger RNA, 990 nt
Organism: Daphnia magna
Lineage: Eukaryota; Metazoa; Arthropoda; Branchiopoda; Diplostraca; Daphniidae
Exons: 2
Coding region: 104-730 (208 amino acids)
Source: RefSeq, a predicted model, not a curated record